GCUAGUUCACCCCAUCAACCUCUCUCCCAGGCUGAAGACGGCAGGAGAGGAGACACCCUGGAAACGAGUUUGUCUCGUUGUCAAGGUAGUGACGAACCUUGUCGGAAGUAUCUUUCCGAGAAACUCUUUGUGAUAUGAAAGAAACAAUUCUGAGAAUUUUCUUCCACUUCCUAAAUGCUCCAGUUUCCCAGAAUCUCGGACGAUGACGUCAAGUGCAAUGAUUUGACUCCUUAAAGGGAGACGCUAGGGUGACAAAGCACACUGAGAAGGAGGAACUACAUUUCCCGUCACUGAAAUCAGACAGUAGUGUCCCCAGAAGCGCCAUGGCGGAAGCAAGUGCGAGUUCUCCCACUAAUUCAGGGAAAAUAGCUCUAGAUCAUGGCAAAUUUUAUAAAUAUGAGUCUAUACGCAUCGAGUGGACCAAACACUUUGAGAAUCAUUACUUUGAUGAAGUUCAUGUGGUGAAAGGAUUCUUCAAAACAUUCCACCGCACUCACAAACGAUUUCAGUUUGUAGUCGCAGAGCUCUUCGAUGAGACAACUCAUCUUGUAGUUCGCGCUGAUGACUACCGAGGGAUCAAAGAAGAAUUGGAGCGGAGAACGAAGAAAAGUCUGCCUGAAGUUAGCCAUGUCUCGGGCGUGAAGAUUAUGGAAGAUAGAAAGUCUUUCCUUGACUUUGAGUCACACCGAGAGUUUUCCAUGUCCCUGAAAAAUGAGAAUGACAAAAUAAGACAGAGAAGGAAAGAAGAAGCGAAGAAACACGCAGAUAUAUUCCGUGACUCACUGAAAAGCAAGCCUUGCCCACGCGUUUUGGCGUUUGAUGUGGAAACCUAUGAACACAAUAAAGUUACAGUCCUUGAAGUUGGCUACGUCAUGGCACAAAUUGACAAGCCGGAAGAGCAGGAAGCGUUCCAUUACAUCAUCGAGGAGAAUCUCCACUAUUCAAACAAAGACUACGUCCCUGACAACCGCGAGCGAUUCAAAUUUGGUUCCUCAAAGCGCAUGUCUCUUGUGGAGGCCGCAGAGAAGUUCCAGCAGCAUAUCGCCGACGUAGAUUUUUUGGUGACCCACGCUGGCCAUAAUGAUGAACAGUACCUUGCGGGGUGUGGCAUCUCUUUAGAAGGAAGGCAGAUAUUUGAUACACAGAUGCUGGCCUCGGCUUUGAUGACCGGUGGUCCUCAGACUUACAGCCUCAAACGAUUGCUGGGUGACUUGGCCAUCGAGUAUGACGAGGGUAUUUUACAUAACGCAGGGAAUGAUGCAGUGUACACACUGAAGGCGUUCCUCAGUCUCAGCAAGAAGAUUUAGCCUUCAAACUUUUCCAGCUUAUUUACAUUUUAGUAUUGUACGUUGAACUAUGCAGCGAACCGAUUUUAAAUUUGAGUUAGUAAAUAUUACAUCAAAUUUUA
Messenger RNA from Pocillopora damicornis (cauliflower coral), 1408 nucleotides. RefSeq lists its product as uncharacterized. The record is from RefSeq and is a predicted model, not a curated record. Gene Ontology annotation, cellular component: nucleus. Gene Ontology annotation, molecular function: nucleic acid binding. Lineage: Eukaryota; Metazoa; Cnidaria; Anthozoa; Scleractinia; Pocilloporidae.